Fusarium redolens is the source of this 1611-nucleotide messenger RNA. Its product is annotated as general substrate transporter. The record is from RefSeq and is a predicted model, not a curated record. Gene Ontology annotation, molecular function: carbohydrate:proton symporter activity. NCBI's taxonomy places the organism in Eukaryota, Fungi, Ascomycota, Sordariomycetes, Hypocreales, Nectriaceae. The transcript is spliced from 4 exons. Gene Ontology annotation, cellular component: membrane. The coding region runs from base 1 to 1611 and encodes 536 amino acids. Gene Ontology annotation, biological process: carbohydrate transport; transmembrane transport.
AUGCUGGGUCAGAGGUCUAUCAAGGUGAAUGGCGCCGACUGCGGCAUCGAAUCCAUCAUCUUGGGCAUUAUCACGUCCAUAGGUGGAUUCCUUUUCGGUUACGAUACUGGGCAGAUUAGUUCUAUGCUCCUGUUCCGAGACUUUAUAGAUCGCUUCGCAACGGGAUAUGACUAUGAACUUGACGAAAAGGUUUUUGUGCCUAUUAUUCAGUCGACCAUGGUCAGUCUCAUGAGUAUCGGAAGUUUGAUCGGUGCUCUAUCUGGUGCAUACACUUCUGAUUGGUGGGGACGUCGCAAGAGCAUGACCUUCGGAGUCGCCUUGUUCAUUAUUGGUAAUGUCAUUCAGAUCACGGCCAUGAGAUCGUGGAUUCAUAUGAUGAUGGGUCGAUUUGUUGCCGGUCUUGGUGUUGGUAACCUCUCCGUCGGUGUUCCCAUGUUCCAGUCCGAAUGCGCCCCUCGCGAAAUCCGUGGCGCCGUUGUCGCCUCUUACCAACUCAUGAUCACAAUCGGUAUCCUGGUUUCCAACAUUGUCUGUCUCGGUCUCAAGAAGAUCGAUCACGGCGACGCCUCCUGGAGAAUCGUCAUUGGCCUCGGCAUUGCCUUUUCUCUCCCUCUCGGUAUCGGUAUCUUGUGUGUCCCAGAGUCUCCUCGAUGGCUCGCUUCCAAGGGCGACUGGGAGGGUGCUCAGAUCUCACUUGGACGUCUUCGCGGUAUGAAAAAUAGCCUUGAUCACACUCUCGUCCAGGAUGAUCUGAGAGAAAUGCGCGGCAUCCUCGAGAAGGAAAAGCAAGUCGGUCAGGGCGGCUGGCUCGAGUGCUUCAACCCCAAGAGCGAAGUCCCCAAGCUCGUCUGGCGCACAUUCCUUGGUUUCUUCAUUCACUUCCUUCAGCAGUGGACCGGUGUCAACUACUUCUUUUACUAUGGCGCCACUAUCUUCAAGUCUGCUGGAAUUGAGGACCCUAUCCAGACACAGCUCAUCUUGGGUGCUGUUAACGUUGCCACUACUUUCGCAGGUCUCUGGUUCGUCGAGAGAUUUGGACGUCGUUGGCCUCUGAUCAUCGGCGCUCUUUGGCAAGCUGCCUGGUUGUGCGUGUUUGCCGGAAUUGGUACGGCUAUCGACCCUAAAAACAACAGUACAGUCGGUAUAGUUCUUAUCGUCUGCGCAUGCAUGUUUAUUGCGUCUUUCGCCAGUACCUGGGGUCCCAUGGCUUGGGUCGUCAUAGGAGAGACCUUCCCUCUCCGUACUCGAGCCAAGCAAGCCGCUAUCGCUACUGCCGGUAACUGGCUUGGUAACUGGAUGAUUGCUUUCCUCUCUCCUAUCGCCGACGCUGGCAUUAAGUAUGCUUUUGGUUUCGUUCUCGUUGGAACUAACCUGGCUGCCGCUCUACUCAUCUGGUUCUUCCUCUACGAAUCUCGACAACUCAGUCUGGAGAAUGUCGAUCUCAUGUAUGGCCAGGAGGGUCUUAAGUCUUGGAACAGUCAUAAGUGGGUUCCACCUGGAUACAUUACCCGUGCCCAGAGAGAUGACGCCGUCUUCCGCGGAAAUGACAAGGGUAGAAAUAGCGAGUCUCACUCUGGAGAGGAUUCUCGUGUUGAGAAGAUCGAUGCUUAG